AUGUGGGGGAAAGUCACCGAAGGCAGGACGAACAGCCCGUGGACAGGUGGAAUUGGCCUAGUGGGAGAAAGGGGAGUGUGGGGAGAGAUCAGGACAGAGGCAGAGCCUGGUCACGUGCGGAGCGCUCUAGCCGUGCACCCCAGGUACACUGUCUGGCCCACCCAGUUUACUCUUUUGAAAGACGGCGCCGAUAAAGAUUCCCAUUUCGAUGGGCGGUUGGGAGGAGUCAUGACACGCAGCGAACGCUCCGCUGCGGCGGGAGGUGGGGUAACUUAUGCAACAAGCGUUUGUCGAGCGACUGUGUGGUGCCGAGGCGAGGAGCGCCGGCUCCGAGCGGCCCCGCGCCUCCCCUCCCACCAGGGCGCUUCGCGCCUGCGCGCGUCUCUGGCCGCGCCUACCUCCACUCUGUCCGGCCGGGGAAGGGCCCGACGCAGCCAGCGCCAGUCAGCCCGGUCCCCGGCGCGGACAACAGUGACCCCCGAGCGCCGGGAGCGCACAGGCAGUCCCUGUCUACGGGGUCCUUUCGGUGCCCGCCCCGCACCCCAGCCCGACCACAGCCGGAAGUCGACGGCCCGAGGCGGAAGGGGCGUCGCCGGAAGCCCCUUCGCGGGACGCUGCCACGUCGCGGGAGGUUGCGGUGGAUCCGGGGCCGGGGGGGAAGGGGCCGGCACCAUGGCAGAUUGGUCUCGGGCUCAGAGCUCCGGUGCCGUGGAGGAGAUGCUAGACCGGGAGAACCUGCGCAUGGCCGACAGCCUGGCCUCCAAGGUCACCAGGCUCAAAGCGCUGGCCCUGGACAUCGACAGGGAUGCGGAGGACCAGAACCGGUACCUGGAUGGCAUGGACUCGGACUUCGCCAGCGUGACGGGCCUGCUCACGGGGAGCGUGAAGCGCUUCUCCACGAUGGCACGGUCCGGGCGAGACAACCGGAAGUUGCUGUGUGGUGUGGCCGUGGGCCUGAUCGUGGUCUUCUUCAUCCUCUCCUACUUCCUGUCGAGGGCAAGGACGUGAGCUGGGGGAGCUGGCCUCCGUGGGUGCCCGGGGCAACCAGAGCCUUCCCCCGCCUGGUGUCCAGGGCUCCAGUGGACCUCCUGCAAAAGACUCCCUUGAGAUGGUGGCUGUGGUCUAGGAAUCUUCCUGUGUGGCGUGAGGCCCCGCUGUGAGGCCCCGCUGAGCCGGAGCCCUGUGGGCCAGCGCCCACAUCUGAGCGGAGCGGCUGGGAGUCCUGGACGUGGCCACCUGUGGACAGCCCUUCCCCGGUCCUGCGGCCUCUGACAUCGCAGGGCUCCUGUGCCCUGAGUCCCGGCCCAGGGGCGGCGGUUGCUCUGGGCCGGGUGUGUGUGGGCGGACCCUCGCUGAGGGCCCCCCACUUGCCCCGCCUGCCUUCCCGCCCCACGUCCGGAGCCAGCCGGUGUGCGAGGGUGCGGAUGGAGCCGUGGACUGGUUCCGGCUGGAGGCCCUGCGCCCCGUCCUUUUGGAUUCUGCGGCCGUAUAUCCCAGGGCGGGGACCCACGCCUUCUCAGGGUGAGGAUCCUCCCAAAGACGCGUCCCUGAGGCCAGGUCGCCGGGAAACGAGGCUCUGGGGGCUCAGCUGAGCGUCCAGGUCACGGGGGCUUGUGGGUCUCGACAGGACCCCCUUGGUAGGACCCACGGGUCACUUCUUGAGAGUCACCGGGCUGUUUCUUCUGUACCAAGCCAAGCUGUGCCUCCCUCAGGGAGCCUCCCCUUGCUGUGAGGGGGCCCUGGGCCAGCCCCUCACCCCACCUUUCACAGACUCUCCUCCCUGGCCACCCGUCCUCCGGCCCUGGCUGCCCACUUGGCCAGCUGCACGUACCACCAACCAGACCCCAGGCCCGGCCAGGCCAGCGGCUUCCCCCCCAGUGAGGCCCCAGCGCCCUUGCCUUCACGUGGAGACUGGUGAUGGGUUCGGCGUCCUUCCCUGUCCUCAUGCCCAUGCUCUGCCUUCCUGGUCAUCCCCCCCAUACUGCCUGGGGACGGGGGCCCCCCGCCCGCCCUCCUGUGUGGUCCCAUCCACGGGCCUGUUGGCUCCUGCCUUCCCGCUGCUCCUCCCGGCAGGCCUGGCAUGGUCACCACCUGGCACGGUGUCCUCUCUUUGGCACACAUGGACGGGCCCCUCCGGCUCGGGGCUCUGCCUUGUCAGCCCCACCGUCCGGCACAGGCUCGCUUGCCACCGAGGCUGCCGGCCUGCCUCUGUCUCGGUCUGCCUCCCCUUGACGGUGCAGCCCCGGGUGCUGCCCUGUACGCUGGCAGCCCUGGGCACCUCCGCUUUGGCUCAGCGCCCCCGCACCCCCUGGCUCAUCUCAAGUGCAUGGGGACUUGUCCACAGUUUACCAAGCGGCACAGCGGCUGCCCACACGUCUCCCCACUGCAGUCUGCUCCCUGCAGACACCGGAACCCGAGCGCCUGCCCCCGACCCCUCUGUGGGCCUGUGGUGCCAGCCGCACACCCUGGGAGCAAGCCCUGGCCGGCACCAGGUCACCACCGAGGGUGGCUGUGCCCCCCCGCCGCCGGUGCACACCAGGAGUGCGGGUUCUGUGCCCACUGUGCCCUUGGGUCGCUGCUCUCUCCUUGCAGCUUCUGUUCGUUUGGGAGCCUGGGGGUCAGCUCCUUUCUGUCUUGCUUGUUUCUCGCUCUCACUGUGUUGGGGGGGGUUGGCUACUCAGCCAGAUCGGGGUGUCCUGUGGGCUGUGCCCUCCUCACUCAGCGCUGUGCACGCAGUGCUUGGUCCUGGGCACUUGGUCCUGGGGGCGGGAGGGGUUUGUUGAC
This is a messenger RNA of Phyllostomus hastatus (greater spear-nosed bat), 2784 nucleotides long. It is a transcript of the gene BET1L, whose product is annotated as Bet1 golgi vesicular membrane trafficking protein like. Gene Ontology annotation, biological process: regulation of retrograde vesicle-mediated transport, Golgi to ER; retrograde transport, endosome to Golgi. The transcript has 4 exons. Gene Ontology annotation, molecular function: SNAP receptor activity. Bases 1 to 1008 code for a protein of 335 amino acids. The record is from RefSeq and is a predicted model, not a curated record. Gene Ontology annotation, cellular component: SNARE complex; Golgi trans cisterna. Lineage: Eukaryota; Metazoa; Chordata; Mammalia; Chiroptera; Phyllostomidae.